AUGCAGGAAUUCCCAAACAAACAUCAACAGGUUGCAUACUAUGAACUUCGCAAUAGAGAUCAUCCCAAGGGUUAUUGUCCUCCGACGAACGAAGGGGUGAAUUAUAUGGGAAAUCAAAAUCAAUAUCAAGAUAGGCAAGCACCAUAUCAAGGUUUAGAAAAAAAAAAGAGUAAUGAAAAGAAGACAAAAGCUCAAAAAGUUCAAGAGGAGAAAGGGAAACUUAAGAGUUUUCCAGUGCAACACCCACCUUAUCCAAAUGCUCCUACCAAGAAAGAAAAUUUGAGGCAUUAUGCAAGGGUUUUGAAUAUAUUUAGUCGGUUACAGAUAAAUAUUCCACUUUCUGAAGUUCCUGAACAAAUGCCAAUGUAUGCUAAGUUCAUGAAGGAUAUUCUCACAAAGAAAAAGAGGUUAGGUAACAUUGAAGUUAAACAUACAAAGAUAACACUUCAGUUGGCUGACAAAUCUAUCACCCGUCCAUCAGGAAUAGAUGAAGAUGUUUUGGUUAAGAUGGACAAGUUAUUAUUUACAAUUGAUUUUGUUGUGAUGGAUAUUGAAGAGGAUGAUGAGCACCUUUGA
This is a messenger RNA of Lathyrus oleraceus (garden pea), 576 nucleotides long. RefSeq lists its product as uncharacterized. The record is from RefSeq and is a predicted model, not a curated record. Bases 1 to 576 code for a protein of 191 amino acids. The transcript has 3 exons. NCBI's taxonomy places the organism in Eukaryota, Viridiplantae, Streptophyta, Magnoliopsida, Fabales, Fabaceae.